This is a messenger RNA of Daktulosphaira vitifoliae (grape phylloxera), 3474 nucleotides long. RefSeq names its product box A-binding factor-like. The coding region runs from base 627 to 3164 and encodes 845 amino acids. Gene Ontology annotation, molecular function: zinc ion binding; DNA-binding transcription factor activity, RNA polymerase II-specific; RNA polymerase II cis-regulatory region sequence-specific DNA binding. NCBI's taxonomy places the organism in Eukaryota, Metazoa, Arthropoda, Insecta, Hemiptera, Phylloxeridae. The transcript is spliced from 8 exons. Gene Ontology annotation, biological process: cell fate commitment; negative regulation of transcription by RNA polymerase II; positive regulation of transcription by RNA polymerase II. The record is from RefSeq and is a predicted model, not a curated record.
CAGGCGGUCGCGGGGGCAACGUGUAUCGCCACCGCCUCCUCGGCCGAACCGGUUCACUUUUCCGCCCGGCGCGCGCGUGAUUCACCCGGCCCGACAGCUCACCAUUGCCCAUAGUGUUUUUAUUUUAUUAUUAUAUUAUAUUAUUGUUAACGAACAGAAAAACGACCUAUAUCGUUUUACUACCGUUUCGUAUCUAUCAAAUAUAGUCCGUCUGCGUGUAACGUUAUACGUCCGUUGUCGUCAUAAAAUAGAAUAUAUUUAUUAUCGUUACUGUUUCGACACGAUAUCACGUCCAAACUAAUCGUUUAAGAUCACUGUCGUACGAUGACCGAUUAACUUUUCUUGACGACCACAUCACUGCAACACACGACCGAGGAGACGACCACGACGGUUCGUCGUUUACUGGUUGCCGUCGAUUCGCAGGUACCGCGUGACGCGUUUUUAUCGAAAGUUUUUACCCAUUAGACUCGGCCGUAGUUGAUAAUAAGUGUUACGAUAAAAAUAUUACGAUAACUCCAAUAUUAUUAUUAUUAUUAUUAAUAGUUACAAUUUUUUUUUAAUACGCGCUUUUCCGCCUUAUCUCCGCCGACCGGACGCGUUAUCUGCAACACCAGCGGAGAUACAACAUGCCGGGCAACGACAUCGACGCCACUUACUUGAGAACUUUUGGUUUAUCGGAGUCGUCUGAACAACUGCAUCAUGUGGUGGUCAGCACCGAUAUUUGUAAUGUUAGUGGAGGAGGAGGAGGAAACAGCGAAACUGCUGGUACGGGUGGCGAAUAUGACACUUCUGCUGAGGAAGACAGGGCGGCGGCGGACACUAUCGACGAGCUCAACAACCGACGUGACGUCAUUGAAUCGUCAGAACAAUCUGAACCGUCACCCGCUAUAGUUAUACCGCUUCAUCAUAAUGUUACUUUGGAUGGCGGUGGCGGUGGUGGUGUCGUUGUCGUCGAUGAUGUGGUUACGGUGGCGGUAGAUGAAGAAAAUGGCGGCGGCAGCGGCAGCACGGGAACGCCCAGCAUCGGCUAUGGGUCGCCGGCGGUAGAUGGUGCGCCGGUCGGUAGGACGUCUUUCGAUGCGGAGGAGGAGCCGGCCGUCGCUGUCGUCGAUCGGUUACAGCAACAACCGGUUCACGGCACGACAGACGAACGGCCGACCGACAACGUGUAUGUACGUCGCGAUGAUAUGAACUAUCAGCAUCAGCAAACUAGUCUACCGCAGCAGCAACAACAUCAAGUGGUCGUGGUUAAUCAGCAGCAGCAGAACAACAACAACAAUAAUAAUAAUAACAACCACCGAUACGAUAUGUUGGUGGCACAGAAUUAUCAACAGUCCAAGUACGUCGGCGGUCGUGAUUUAAUGACCAUGUUCCCUCAAGUAGUGGCCACCAUUGAUGGGCAACAACAAGACGACGAUGACGAGUUUUACGAUCAAUAUCAACAGCAGCAAGUCUUUCAUCAACAGCAACCCAAAUUCGAGCAUAUUGUAUUGAAACAAGAAGUGCACGAUCGGAUCUCUCACAGUAUGUACGCGACCGCUAUUGAUUACUUUCAAGAUCAACAAUUAUCAGUUCAGCUACAACAAGAACAGCAAAACUGCUCGAGCCCAGGAAGUUCGGCCGAGGGUUACGACGAAGAGGUAGUAGCCGCAGCGACCAAAGGUGAGCUAUUAGACUUGCACUUGCCACCCUCCGGUAGAGACGAUGUAGCCGUCGGCCAGUCUAGUGCGUUUGCACACCUCGUCGCUGUUCUACACAGUGAUUCGGACAGUGCGUCGCCUCUCCAAACUCACUACCAAGACGACCAACAGCAACAAGGGUCACCCACGGUUGUAUGUCAACCGCACGUUGCUGACCACUCGUACACACCAUCGUCAUCAACCGAACAACAGCAACAGCAAUUGCAACAACAUAUUUCGCAAAAUCACUCGACCGGCAGCGGUUAUCAUCACGUAUCGUCUGGAAAUGUAAUUCAUCAAAACAAUGUUUCUAACAUUACAAGUACUUCCAUGUACCAGCGGAGUAACAGUACCGGAGGAGGUGGAGGCAACUUGUACCCGGCGUCCGUACAACAAUACUUCACGCCAUCGCCCGACUUGGUCAGUCAACACGCCAACAAUAUCAUCACGUCCGUGGCUGGAAAUCACAUGUGGUCGACAGUUGUCCCUGAAGAUGGAAAUUACUCCCCGUCAUCUAAACAGCAAAGCAACCAGAACGGCGGUCUUCCAGCUUUUGGUCAGCGCUUUGCCACCCACACGUCUUCCUCUUACACGGGUGUCGGCGUAUCAUCCAGACCGUCGUCGACGUCGUACCAUCCUAUUGUAGCCGCUGGGGGUUACCAUUUGACCAACAACGCUGGAUCGGACGCGGCAGCCACUUUGCAGUGGGCCCAUGGUUAUCCUAAUACCGACGGCUCGAUAAACUACGUCACUAUGUCAACCAACACCAAUCCAACCGCUGGAGUGAGGAAUAGAUCUACAGCUACGUUUUCUGCAGCCGCUUCUCUUUCAGCCAUGGCUUCCGCCCCGAGCUCGUCCGGCACUGGGGAUUUUUAUAAGGGCACUCUGUAUCACCAUGUGCCCACGAAUUACGGAAGAUCACCUUCCGGAGCCAGUGCACUGGAAGAAAAAACAACCAGGAGAAUGCAAAAUGCAUCGAGGCGCCAAGGAUUGCUAUGUACUAAUUGCCAGACAGGUACCACGUCGUUGUGGCGGCGAAAUCAAUUGGGCGAGCCCGUUUGCAACGCUUGCGGUUUAUACUACAAACUACAUGGUGUAAAAAGGCCAUUGACCAUGAAGAAGGACUCUAUUCAGACGAGAAAACGCAAACCGAAAGAUGGAUCUAAAGUUGAAUCCGAAACUAAGAGGAUCAAAGUGGAAAUACCAUCUGAACAUAACUACAGUGAUUGUCAUAGAACGUCUGGUAGUGUUUUAAACCAUGGAAGUGUAAGCAAUGCUCUAACUUAUACCAGCAUGUACCAGACAGCAAAUAUCACUCCAUACUACGAUGUCAUUAAAUCUGAAUCUCAAGAUCCCAUCAACAGCCCUCAUAUAGUUAGCCUUGCUUCUGCUAACAAUAAUAAUAACAACAACAACAACAAUAAUAACAAUAACACCAGCAACAAAGAUAGACCCAGUGUGUUGUCUAUGUCUGUAAUAUCCUAAAAGAUAUUUGUUAACUUGUUUUUCCCUUGACUAUUCUAUAAAAUGUUAUCAACUUGUUGGUUUUUUAUUUUAUUACUAUUUUUACUUUUAUUGCAUCUCUUUAUCUUUUACGAACAAACAAUUUAAUUAUUAUGUUAUUUUAUUUAAUUAUUAUUAUUAUUAUUAUUUUUAUUAUAAUUUACCUUUAGAUUUACAUUACUGAUGGAAAUGUAGGCAAUUUUUUUUAGAAACAUGAUAUUAUUUAGUCUUUUGAAAAAAAACCUCUAAGCAAAGACUGUGUUGUAUAUUUUUAAUAAUUUAAUUUCAGGAA